Molecule: messenger RNA, 1225 nt
Organism: Bombina bombina (fire-bellied toad)
Lineage: Eukaryota; Metazoa; Chordata; Amphibia; Anura; Bombinatoridae
Product: lipopolysaccharide-induced tumor necrosis factor-alpha factor homolog
Exons: 6
Coding region: 136-678 (180 amino acids)
Molecular function (GO): zinc ion binding
Source: RefSeq, a predicted model, not a curated record
UAUAGAUAAUAGAAUUGUUUUGUAGGCAGCAAGUAUUAGCAGUUAAGCAGAUAUAAUAGCCAAGACACAGCUUCCGAUACGGCUCUCGCUGCAAACCUCUCACAUCUGCGGUUUCUUAACUCACAGGCAGGGGCUAUGAAUCCACAAUCUCAGUACCCUCAGAAAGGGGCAUAUGGCGAACCUGGUGGUCUACCCCCUGCACAACAAUAUCUACCACCGACAGGAGGAAUUAUACAUCAGGGACCUAGUGCACCUCAUCCUUAUGCUCCUGGGUAUCAACAAAACCUAGCUUCAACUCCUGAUUCUUCUGCUGGGACUGGACCUGCUAGGGGCAAUGUUAUUAGUCACAUCAAUAUUAAUGUAGAUCGCCAACAACCUGCCCCACAACCGCAACAAGUCAUAACUUCCCCUCCCCCAUCGGUUGGACCUUAUUUCACUGCAUCUGAAAGCUAUCGAGAUAUUCCUGUUACAACAGUGUGCAAAUUCUGCCAACAACAAGUUGUUACAAGAAUUGAAUUCGUUAGCGGAUUACUAGCCUGGCUGAUUUGUUUCACACUCAUUAUUUUUGGGUUUGUACUUGGCUGUUGUCUCAUCCCAUUUUACUUUGAUGUUUGCAAAGAUGUGAGACAUUAUUGCCCACGGUGUAAUCAGCUGAUCCACGUCUACAAACGAAUGUAACAAGAUGGCUAUACGUGCUUUUUUGUCAGUUAGCUAGCGCAAGUCCUUUUAAAUGGUAUAAACAGCAGCUUUGUGUUAUUAACAUUCACUAGAGGGAGCUACUGAGUAAGCUUUAUUCAAAAAAGAUAUUUAAAGCCUCGCUGCCCAGGCGAGAUAUUCUAAAAAGAGUACAGAGAGGCCCCUUAAAAAAUUUAGAAACACAAAUUUGAUCUUGAAAAAUGUUUAUGUUGCUAUGUAGUGUUCUUUAUGUGAAACAGAGGCUCUUGCAUUACAAUACAAGGUCUAAAAAACAUUCAAAGAUUUUGUGUGGUUUCUCUCAGUGCUGGUGAGGUUUUAAAUAUCAAGCCCCUACUGUUAGAUAGACCUGGGAUUUUCAAAACAAGAAUACUUUCCUUUAGAAAGAAUUAGAUAAUAUUUCUUGUAAAAAUAAAGUUGUUAAGGUUCUUUGAGUUUCCUUAUAUGUUGUAUUACUUCUAUUAAAUAUUCAUAAACUUUGUAACUAUGAAUAAACUUUUUAACCAAUAAAAUUCUCCUCGCAAUUCAAAAA